CGCUCUGGCGCGUCACGUGGCGGCGGGCUGUAAGGCGCGGGUCCGCUAGUGCGCGUGGGUCUGCGGGCUGCAGCCGGGCGCUGAGCUGUAAGUCGACUGGUGCUCCGGACCACAUUCCGGCAACGAUGGCGACCCCAGUCAAUGGAGCGCCCAGAGAUGCUGAGCUGUGGGCCUCACACGAGCGAAUGCUGGCCCAGCCCCUGAGAGACAAUGAUGCUGAGGUUUACAACAUAAUCAAGAAGGAGAGUCACCGGCAGAGGGUGGGGUUGGAGCUCAUCGCCUCAGAGAAUUUCGCCAGCCGAGCAGUCUUGGAGGCUCUAGGCUCUUGCUUAAAUAACAAAUACUCUGAAGGGUACCCAGGCCAGAGGUACUAUGGUGGCACCGAGUUCGUCGAUGAGCUGGAGAUCCUUUGUCAGAAGCGAGCGUUGCAGGUCUAUUGUCUGGACCCCCAGUGCUGGGGGGUCAACGUCCAGCCCUACUCUGGCUCCCCUGCAAACUUCGCUGUGUACACGGCGCUGGUGGAACCUCACGGGCGCAUCAUGGGCUUGGACUUGCCCGACGGGGGUCAUCUCACCCACGGCUUCAUGACGGACAAGAAGAAAAUCUCUGCCACAUCCAUCUUCUUCGAAUCCAUGCCCUAUAAGGUGAACCCAGAUAACGGCUACAUCGACUACGACCAGCUGGAGCAGAAUGCCCGCCUCUUCCACCCGAAGCUGAUCAUCGCAGGUACUAGCUGCUAUUCCCGGAACCUGGACUACGCUCGGCUGCGGAAGAUUGCAGAUGAGAAUGGGGCGUAUCUCAUGGCCGACAUGGCCCACAUCAGCGGGCUGGUAGCGGCGGGCGUGGUGCCCUCACCCUUCGAACACUGCCAUGUGGUGUCCACCACCACCCACAAAACUCUGAGAGGCUGCCGCGCUGGCAUGGUCUUCUACAGGAGAGGUGUGCGCAGUGUGGAUCCUAAGACCGGCAAAGAGAUUCUAUACAACCUCGAGUCACUCAUCAACUCUGCUGUGUUCCCAGGCCUGCAAGGAGGGCCCCACAACCACGCCAUUGCUGGGAUCGCUGUGGCCCUGAAGCAGGCCCUGACGCCAGAGUUCACACUGUAUCAGCGCCAGGUGGUGGCCAACUGCAGGGCUCUGGCUGCCACCCUGAUGGGGCUGGGCUACCAGGUGGUGACAGGUGGUUCUGACAACCAUUUGAUCCUUGUGGAUCUCCGUUCUAAAGGCACAGACGGUGGCAGGGCUGAAAAGGUGCUAGAAGCCUGUUCAAUUGCUUGCAACAAGAACACCUGCCCCGGUGACAAAAGUGCACUGCGGCCUAGUGGACUGCGGCUAGGAACGCCAGCACUGACAUCCCGAGGGCUCCUAGAGAAAGAGUUCCAGGAAGUGGCACACUUUAUUCACAGAGGGAUAGAACUGACUCUGCAGAUUCAGAACGACAUGGGUGCAAAGGCCACCCUGAAGGAGUUCAAGGAGAAACUUGAAGGCGAUGAGAAGCACCAGAGGGCUGUCAAGACUCUGAGGGAAGAGGUGGAGCGCUUUGCCUCUGGCUUUCCUCUGCCUGGCGUGCCUGACUUCUAAAGGAGCCAGGGGCUG
Sorex araneus (European shrew) is the source of this 1595-nucleotide messenger RNA. RefSeq names its product serine hydroxymethyltransferase 1 (gene SHMT1). Lineage: Eukaryota; Metazoa; Chordata; Mammalia; Eulipotyphla; Soricidae. Gene Ontology annotation, cellular component: cytoplasm; cytosol; nucleus. Bases 126 to 1580 code for a protein of 484 amino acids. The transcript is spliced from 12 exons. Gene Ontology annotation, biological process: tetrahydrofolate interconversion; L-serine catabolic process; purine nucleobase biosynthetic process. The record is from RefSeq and is a predicted model, not a curated record. Gene Ontology annotation, molecular function: zinc ion binding; cobalt ion binding; protein homodimerization activity.